CGAUGCAAGGCUAAAAGACGUUACCAUAACACACAGAUUUAAAUGUCUACAAACCUAUAGUUAUUGAACUGGGGAUUGAUUUUUAUUGGAGAAUUGAAAGUGUGUGCUUGUACGGGUGCCGGCUGUAAUUAAAUUUCCCUUUAAUAGGGUUUCUUUUGUGAUUGAUAUUUUCUUCCAGACAUCCUCAACUUGUGUGCGGUUAAUUUAUUCUAGAAGAAAUGUCUCAUUUCCUACGACAGUACCACAUUGUGUCUACCCUGAAAUCAAAUACAGAUAAAGAUGUCUAUCCAUUUUAUAAGAUCAUAUCGCCACUUAUGACUUUACAACCAGCUGUACGGAAGUUGCAUACUCAAAAUGUAGGCAAAAACCUCCAUUUGAAUACAGUUGAAGAGGAUGAUAAAUCUAAGAAGCCAUUAGCAGUAAUUCUUGCAUGGAUGUUAGCUAAAGAAAGUCACAUUGCUAAAUACCGUUCCAUUUACUUGAAACGAGGCUUUGAUGUACUGACAGUCGACAUAAAUCCAAAGGAUAUGCUCUUUCCAGUUUCUGGUUGUCAAGUAACUGCAGCCAACAUUUUGGAUUAUCUUGUCUCACAUGAAAAAUAUAACAAAGUCAUCAUGCAUGCAUUUUCUGUGGGUGGCUAUUUAAUGGGAGAAAUGUUUGUGAAAAUGCGAGACAAUGCUGAAAAAUAUAAAGGUCUGAGUUCACGAAUAGCGGGCGUCAUUCUUGAUAGUGCUGUGGAUGUGGAAGGAAUACCGACUGGUUUUCCUAGAGCAAUAUCUAAAAAUCCCAUAACUAUUAAAGCACUCGAAUGGUAUGUUUCAUGUCAUUUAGCUCUCGUGUAUAAUGUAGCAACAAAGCAUUAUCUCAGAUCAUCUAAAAAUUUUCAUAAUACUCCUUUAAGAUGUCCUGCUUUAUUCUUUGUUUCGGAAGCUGAUAAAGUUGGCAGCCCUCUUGCAAAUCAGUUAGUUAUUGAAAACUGGCAGGUGAGGGGAAUUGAUACAAAAAUGAAAUGCUGGAAAGAUUCAAAACAUGUCAGUCAUUUUUACAAGCAUGAAGAUGAAUAUCUUGCUGAAAUUGAUCAGUUUCUAGGUAAAAUUGGUCUAGGUUUUAAAGAAUCUAGCAAAAUGUAAUUUAUUUUUAACCUCUGAAUUGGUUUACUAUAUAACCUAUAUAAGAGGAUUAAAACUAUUCUAUAUAACCUAUAUAAGAGGAUUAAAAUUAUUCUGCUGUUUUUCAUUGAAAGUCUAUACAGUGCCUUUAAGAAUGCUGAGUAAAAUUUCCUUUCCUUUUCGAAUUAAGAACUUUAAUCUGUGUCUUAAAAAGUGAAAACUUACUUUUAAUCAUUAUCCUAAAUAUUAUAUGGUUGAGCUACAGAAUACUGUUGUUUUCUUUAUUGCUAUCACAUGAGCUAAUAAUACUUAAUGACUCUGUGAUCUGUGGUAUUUUGCCAUCCAAAUCCUGGUUGCAGUAGUAAGAGAGUAAAUUUCUUGUAUUGGGUACUGAAGUUCUUGUAAAAUGUAAAUUUGUUACAAGGUAUAAUGCUUGUAAUAAAUUUGCAUUCGUGAAUCAUGCGUUUGCUGUGACACCUUCACCUGAAAAAUUACACAAAUUGGAAUUUGUCUGAAAAUUAUGUGAAUUUAAAACUGACUUUUUUUAAGUUAAAAUAUUCUGGUUGAUAAUUUAGGACAUUGAGCAUAAAAAUCAAACAUCCUGCCCCCCCAGGAAAAAAAGAAAAAAAAAGGGGGAGCAAUUUAGAUGAAAAUUUGAAUUAUGAUCUUUUAAAAAUAAAUUCAUUUUAAAUGUAUAUGAACAAAAAGUAGUGACACCUCUCGCUUCACCCCCAAAAGAAACCUGAUUAAUGCUUAGUGCUGAAUCUGCAAUUUUUUAUUUGGUCAUCAAGAUUGUCAAAAAAUUAGUGGCUUAUUAUACUGCUUGAUAUUCAAGAAUUCCCUACUAUUAUCCUUGCAUCUGUUGCUAGCAUAGCCAAGAGUAAAAAAAGUUGUGAUAAAAUUUCAGAUAUUGAAAAUGGUGCGUAAUAAUUAUCUAAUAGAUCACAAAUGGAAUAGCUUUUAUAUAAUGCAGACAGACAUCUAGGAUGUGAAUCUGCUAAAAAUAUUUUGUAUUCGUAUCCAACUUUUGUUUAGUAAGAUAUCUUAUAUUAAUUUUAAAUUAAUAUAUUUUUCAUAUCAAACUUCAGAGCACUUCAAAAUAGAAAUAAUUCAGUAGUUGCAAAUUCUAUUAAAAUGCGUGGCACUUUUUCCUGAUAUUGCAUUAUAUAUUAUUCUGUUGAUCAUUAUUUAGUACCUUUUUAGUUUAUUUUUUAUCUUUUUUUACGUGUAUUAGAUAAGUUACAUAAGUUACAUAUCUGUAGUCAUACAAAUAUGUAACUUAUGUUAAACCUAUAAUUUACAUGGUAUAUCGUAGUUUUAAAGUUCUUCCUUUUGCAUUAUAAUGAAAUUAGCAAUGUAGAUUUUUACGUGUAUUGAAUUUUUAUAAUCAACCACAGUCUGUUAUAUUAAACAAAUUGAGAAAAAUUUACCAAAUGCAAUGAAAAUCUUAAUUGUACAAUUAAUGAAUUAUUUAAUGAAAGUUAUCUUAAUACAAUGAAGAUAGUCUGUUUUUUUAAUUAAUGAAAAUCAUUUAUUAUAUUUAAUAAUUAAUUCUUCAGAAUGUAUUUGGGUUAAACAUCAUUUAUAAAUAAAAAAUUUUUGUUCAUCUUUGCUAGUCUUCUUUUAAAUGUAAUUGUGUAAAUGUAUAAAUUACAUUAUAUUUGAGGGAAAAAAGGUGAAAUAAUAAAUAAAAAUUUUUAGCUUAGUUAUGUAAAAUUACAUAAAUUUUUAGGCGAUAUGUUUAUUAAAUACAUUAAAUGCCAGAUGGAUACAGUUGUAGACUUUGUCUUAAUGUUUUCUAAAGUGCUAUUUGAGCAGUUUCCCUUUUCAAUAAGUUUUGAACAUAAAGUAUCUGAUAUUAAAAAUAAGCUUCUAACAGUAGAAAAUGCAAAUACUGUUGUGCCUCCUACGUGUGCCGUGUAUUUUAGAUGAUCUGAGAAUAAUUAUUUUUAUUAAUUGAUAUGUUAAAUAUUUUGAUACAUUUGUAGUUUUGGAUUUUUUUUUUAAAUUUGAAGUUUAUGUUGUUAUUUAUUGGUGGUAAUUAUUAAAAAACAUU
Stegodyphus dumicola is the source of this 3165-nucleotide messenger RNA. Its product is annotated as transmembrane protein 53-like lethal (2) k09913. NCBI's taxonomy places the organism in Eukaryota, Metazoa, Arthropoda, Arachnida, Araneae, Eresidae. Gene Ontology annotation, molecular function: serine hydrolase activity. The record is from RefSeq and is a predicted model, not a curated record.